CACUUAGCUUUCCGUUCACAUCACACUUGAAUUCCUCGCUUUUGCUCGGAAAAACAAAGACUCUCACACAAGAUAUAUAUUCACACACACACACACACACACACACACACACACACAUAUAUAUAUAUAAUUGGAAUAAGAAGCUCAAGCAUUCAAGGUUUCUCUCAUAUUCUUUCUUCUACCAUUUCCUUCAGAUUAUUCUCUAUUACCAGGUACGGACUAGAGGAGCAACGCUAUUGUUUUUUUUUUAUUUACAUUUUUUUGAUCACUUGGUUUUCUUACGAUAUCAAAACUUUGAUUCAGUUUAUGUUCAUUUUGUAUAUUGUAACUUGGUGGUUCGGACUGGUGGAUUAUAAUAAGACCUGUGUUUAAUGAGCUUAAUCAAAGUUUGAAAUUUGGCUUGUGUUUUUAUCAUAAAACCCCAUCAAACUGAUUGAGCUUACAACAGCAACCAAGUCAUAUUGUACUAAGUGAGGUUGGCUGUAUGAGUUCUAUCACUUAUUGCUUUGGUUAGACAAUGGAUUUCGAAACGAAGAAUAAUAGUUUUGCAGUUUCAUAUAUUUUGUUGGUAAUAUUAUGUAAUCUAUUAUUUGUAAUUGAUGAUUAAGCAAUGUGUAAAUCUUCGCUCUGUUUCUUUAUUUUAUUUUAUUUUUUUUGUAUUUUAUUUUUUUCUCUUUCUAUAUAACUUGUUAAAAUUUGAUGUUUGUUCUGAUGGAACUGGAUCUUUUGACUCUAAGAAAUAUCAAGGGUAACAUUUUGGUUGCCCAAACCGGUUUGGAAGAUUUGUUUUCGGCUAAAUGUAUUCGGGUUUUCGUAGGAUCUUCACACCAUAUGGUACCGUGUUUGUGUAUUUGUACAUGUUCACCUCUUUGUGGUGUCUAAAGAGUAAGUCAAAGUGGAUCGUCCUUUUAUAAAGUUUUAGAUCAUGGCCAGGGAAUUGUUCUAUUUAUAAAAUUUAGACUAUGGCAGAGGUAUUGUCCUAUUAUAAAACUGACUAUGACACGGGCAUCAACUAUACAUAUAAAUGAAAUUGUACCAAGUAUUAUAAAGGUUGUUGGUUGUAUGACCUGGGUAUAAUAUGUGCAUUAGUUCAUUUGGGUUAUGAUCAGGUUAUAGUGGGUUGAUAAAUCAGGUUGGGCAUGGACAGACAACGGAUCAAUCCAACCCAAUCCAAUAUAUGACCGAGUUAAAGUUGGGUUGGGUUGGACUGCAUUAUAACUAUAUAAAAAAACCCGCUUGUUAGAAUUUAAAUUCAAGUUGGACAUAGACAAAUUCGGAUUGACCUACCCUCUAGUCCAAACAAGCAAGAAAAGAUUGUUUUAGUAAAUAUGUAUAUUCCAUAAAUAAAAAAAGUAAAUACGUAUUUCCUAUGAGACUACAGUAAAUAGUUUCCUAAAACAGGUUACUACUGGUGCGUUGUGGCCAUUGAGAAAUAAAAAAACAUUAGUGCUAAUUGUGCAAUAAGCGUGUUAAUCGUGCAGCUCACGCACUUUAAUCCUGCUAUAUAUGGACUUUGAACGUGUAAUGACCCUGUGAAAUUACAUUAUUUAUUAACGUGGCCAUGGCAUUAAUCCUACUUGGCAAUGCACCCUGAAAUUAGUCGUCCACAUUUUGCCAGUCGGGACCAUAAGCACGAGCAAGGCACUCGCAUUUGUGCGCAGAGCCGCUCGACGGCAGUAAUUGCCACAUGCGCACUAAAUUUGUACAGUUUUGUGCGUUUAAAAGCUGGCCGCCGCCACCACUUCUGUCACUGUCUGUUUUUGAAGAACCUAGUCGUCAUGGAUCCCGAGAAAAUUGCUCAUGGGACUUUGUCGGAACAAGAAGAAGAAGUUUGCCCAACCGCUAUAGAAGAGGUGGCGUUGGUGGUGCCGGAAACUGACGACCCAACCCUACCGGUGAUGACAUUCCGGGCGGUUUUCCUCGGCAUAUCGACAUGCACUCUAUUGAUCGUUCUCAACACAUUCUUCUCAUUCCGUACGCAGCCGCUGACCAUUGCCCCCAUCUUAAUGCAAAUCAUCAUUUUACCCUUGGGAAAGUUGAUGGCUUCCACUCUCCCGACGCGGGAGUACAACCUCCCCCUCCUGAAUUGGAAGUUCACCCUGAAUCCUGGGCCGUUCAACAUGAAGGAGCACGUAAUCGCCACCAUCUUCGCCAACUGCGGGUUUUCUCCCGGUGGAGGUGACGCCUAUCCUAUCGGAGCCAUUACUGCUAUGAAAUUGUAUUACAAGCAGAGCGUGACUUUUCUUUGCGCCCUCUUCAUGGAAUUAACCAUAAAGAUAUUGGGAUAUGGGUGGGCCGGAAUACUUAGGAAGUACCUGGUUGACCCUAUGGAGAUGUGGUGGCCUUCCAACCUCGCUCAGGUUUCUCUGUUCAGAGCACUGCAUGAAAAGGACCACGGAUCCAAAGGCCUUACACGGAUGAAGUUUUUCCUCAUAGCCUUGGCAGCGAGCUUCACCUAUUACGCACUCCCUGGUUAUCUGUUCCGGAUAUUGACAUUCUUCUCUUGGGUGUGUUGGGCUUGGCCGCACAAUGUCACGGCUCAACAGAUCGGCUCAGGUUACCAUGGACUCGGAGUUGGCACCUUCUCCUUUGACUGGGCUGGGAUUUCAGCUUAUCACGGCAGCCCCCUCGUUGCACCUUGGUCUUCCAUUCUCAACACUGGCAUCGGAUUUGUCUUGUUCAUCUAUGUCAUUGUCCCUAUUUGUUAUUGGAGGUUUAACACAUUCAAUGCUAGAAAAUUCCCCAUAUUUUCCAAUGAUCUCUUCACCUCCAGUGGACAAAAAUAUGAUACUGAACGGGUACUAACACCCCAGUAUGAUCUUAACAUUGAUGCCUACAACAGUUAUGGCAAGCUCUAUCUUAGCCCUCUUUUCGCUUUAUCCCUCGGAAUAGGAUUUGCAAGAUUCACAGCAACCCUUAGUCAUGUGGCACUGUUUCAUGGCGGUGCUGUGUUAGCACGAAGCAGAUCAGCGAUGAAGAAUGUGAAAGUGGAUAUCCAUGAAAAACUGAUGAAACGUUACAAAAAAGUACCUCAGUGGUGGUUCCUCGUUUUGUUUAUAGUGAGUGUUCCAUUGUCCCUAUUAACGGCUUUUAUAUGGAAAGACGUUGUGCAGCUGCCUUGGUGGGGGAUGCUAUUUGGCUUUGCCUUGUCUUUCAUUAUCACCCUCCCAAUUGGUGUCAUUCUAGCAACCACCAACCAACAACCUGGAUUUGACAUCAUAUUUCAAUUCAUUAUGGGGUAUAUGCUACCAGGAAAACCCAUUGCAAACAUAGUUUUCAAAUUCUAUGGACGAAUCACCACCGUCCAAGCUCUAUCUUUCUUAGCUGACCUUAAACUUGGGCAUUACAUGAAGAUUCCACCUCGCUCCAUGUUCAUAGCUCAGCUAGUGGGAACUCUGGUUGCCGGUACUGUCAACCUUGCAGUUGCAUGGUGGAUGAUGGAAGGUAUCAAGAACAUAUGCGACAUUGAAGGGCUUAAUCCUAACAGCCCAUGGACUUGCCCGAAACACAAAUUCACCUUUAGUGUUUCUAUUCUAUGGGGCCUUAUUGGACCAAGGCGACUAUUUGGACCUGGAGGAUUGUACAGAAACUUGUUAUGGUUAUUUCUUGUUGGAGCUAUUUUGCCAGUUCCCAUUUGGAUAUUGACCAAAAGAUUCCCAGAAAAGAAGUGGAUUUCAUUGAUAAAUAUCCCAGUCAUUACUUAUGGUUGUGCUGGGAUGCCGCCAGCUACUCCCACUAAUAUAGCAAGUUGGCUUGUCACUGGAACCAUCUUCAACUAUUUCGUGUUCAGAUAUCGUAAACGCUGGUGGCAAAAGUACAAUUAUAUUCUAUCUGCAGCAUUGGAUGCUGGCACAGCUUUCAUGGGUAUCCUAAUCUUUUUUGCCUUUGAGAAUCGACACAAAAGUAUUGACUGGUGGGGCUCUGAACUUGACCACUGUCCUCUUGCAACAUGCCCUACUGCACCUGGUAUUGUGGUUAAAGGAUGUCCAGUUAUUUGAAAAUAUAGCUAGUUUUGUAUCAUGUUUAUGUUUCUGUUGUCUGUUAAGUUAGUAGUAGUAAAAUAUGAUCAUUUCUUUAUUUAGGUAUAAUUUGGCAACUGUUAGCCUUUCCAAUGUGUUGGUUUUGUCUAUUGAGAUUAUGAUUUGUUUAUCACAACUAAAUUUUAGUGUAUUGCUUAUCAUCUCUUCUAUAACAUAUUAAAAAAUCACCAUUAUCCGAUC
Molecule: messenger RNA, 4220 nt
Organism: Pyrus x bretschneideri (Chinese white pear)
Lineage: Eukaryota; Viridiplantae; Streptophyta; Magnoliopsida; Rosales; Rosaceae
Product: oligopeptide transporter 3-like
Exons: 6
Coding region: 1584-3998 (804 amino acids)
Biological process (GO): transmembrane transport
Molecular function (GO): oligopeptide transmembrane transporter activity
Source: RefSeq, a predicted model, not a curated record